Messenger RNA from Hemicordylus capensis (graceful crag lizard), 4891 nucleotides. RefSeq names its product sodium voltage-gated channel beta subunit 3 (gene SCN3B). The record is from RefSeq and is a predicted model, not a curated record. The transcript has 6 exons. Gene Ontology annotation, cellular component: voltage-gated sodium channel complex. Gene Ontology annotation, molecular function: sodium channel regulator activity. Gene Ontology annotation, biological process: ventricular cardiac muscle cell action potential; regulation of heart rate by cardiac conduction; sodium ion transport. NCBI's taxonomy places the organism in Eukaryota, Metazoa, Chordata, Lepidosauria, Squamata, Cordylidae. Bases 1 to 726 code for a protein of 241 amino acids.
AUGGCGAGCAGCAGCAGCAACGUGGGCUCCAGGGAUCCAACCUCCUGGCCCUCCUCCUCCUCCUCCUCGCCGGGAGUCGUCAUGGCUGUGCUGACAAAGGUGGCCUCUGCGUCCUCCCUGCUGCUGGUGCUCUGGGUGGGUGUCUGCUUUACAGUCUGCGUCGAAGUCCCAUCAGAGACAAAGGCGGUCCGGGGAUCAGAAAUGAAGCUGCGGUGCAUUUCCUGCAUGAAACGAGAAGAGGUUAUUGCCAACACAUUGGUAGAAUGGUACUAUAAGGAAGACGGCAGAGAUGUGCUGAUCUACGAGUACCGGAACAAGGAACAUGAACUGGAGAGCCGCUUCAGGGGCCGGCUCCACUGGAACGGGAGCAAAGACAUGCAGGAUGUGUCCAUCUCUGUGGUCAACCUCACUCUGAACGAUUCAGGGAUUUAUACGUGCAACAUCACCCGGGAAUUCGAGUUUAAGAUCCAUCAGCCAGUUUUUACCAAAUCCACAGUGAUCCAUCUCACGGUGGUGAAGGAGGCUGGAGAAGACCUCACAUCUGUCGUCUCUGAAAUAAUGAUGUAUCUUCUCUUGGUCUUCCUCACCUUGUGGUUGCUGAUAGAGAUGGUUUACUGCUACAGAAAGGUUGCCAGAGCAGAGGAGGUGGCCCAGGAAAAUGCGACUGACUACCUCGCCAUCCCUUCAGAAAACAAGGAGAACUGUGCUGUGCCUGUGGAGGAGUAGAGGGAUGAAAACCACAGGGGUAUGCUUUGCAACAAAGGGACUCUGCAGAAACAAGGACCAAGUCCCCACAGCCACGUUUGCAGGAGCCGAACUACAAGAGGAGGAACUGAAAGAGAGUGUAAAUCCAUUUCCAUUUGUCUGGGACAUUGCACAGCUUUGACUUCAUGACCCCCACCUUGAGCUCUCGAGCAACCCAUUUGCUAAAGGACUCUCCUUUGAAGCAUGCUGAGUCAAAGGGGUAAGGGUGAUACCGCUCUUCCUGCCAUCACUUCAACAGCUUUGUAAAUACUAACUGGUCUCAUCUUUCACUAAUACUCACAUCCCCUCGGGUGCUUUCAGACAUCACAGCUACCCUGGGGCAAAGUGGGAGUAAUGUGCCCCACUGUGCUUUAAGUGACUAUCAUUUGUCUGUCAGUGCAUUGGUGUUAAUUUCAUGUUCAUCUGUUUGAUGUACUGAUGCCCAGAAAGCACUUUGUGUAGGGCGACAAAGCAAGUAGCUCUGUGAUUUGGUGGGUCCCUGCAUGAGUAAAUGGGGGACCAGGCACAGGAAGUGUAGCAAAACAGCUGUUCCUGAAACUGUAGCAUUAAAGAAAAUACAGUCUAGGAGCCAAGGAUAUUUUUCUGGGGUGCACAUUGCAGUCAAAAGGGUGGCAAUACUGUACAGAUAUCAGAUUUUGCUCUGGGGUAAGAGUGACAUCAGAAAGCACCCUUGGUUUGCAUAAUAUGCCAAUUACACAUUGCUGCACUCCAUGCUAUGCCACAUGAUGAUGUCCAGUGUGAACAAGGGCAAGCUCAUUCACACAAACAAGGUUCUGUGGUAUAGUCCAACACGAAUGGCGAAUUUUAAAAAUAGUUACCAAUGAGGCCGUGAGAGCUGUUAUAGACUAUGAUUUCACCACACAUCUGCCCUCAGUGCAUGUUAAAAUUCUCUUUACUAUUUGGCAUGAUUGUACCAAUGGUUGAGCUAGCCCAAGGUGAGAGAACUCACCCCAAGAUAGUGUGAGUGCUAUAUCAGGCGAAAUACCCUUUGGGGUAUGUAGAGGUAGAAGCAUUAUGGAAUUAUUAUUCUGGGUAGGCAGCAAUUUCACAGUGCAGCUCAGCAUGAAAGAAGACUGUCUUUAAAGAGCACAUGGCAGAGCAAGAUUUGGGAGUGGCUGGCACAGAGGUGUAGUGAUGACAGAAACAAAACCUACAAGCCAUUUCCUACAAACCUACAGGCCCCCCCCCCCACAAUUAAAUUCAAACCUCUCUCUGUUAAUUGGCUUACAUGAUGGUGGAAUGAAAUAUGUAGCAAAAGUGAGCACUACUUCUGGUCGGUCCUGAGCGAAGUGGUUAGAAAUUAGCCUUAAUUAAGUGAAUAUGAACCCCUGCUAGAAACAGUGGGAGCCACGAGGAGGACAUUUAGAAGCUCUGUCAGGUACUUUGGAACAAAAAUCCAAAUACUUGGUAUCACUUAGGCAUGCAGAGUGCCAAUGCUUUUACUCUGAAUAAUGAUGUUUAGUAAUAACAAAAGUCCAAGGACACAAUCCAACAAAGUUAAGCACCCUCAAACACACUGAGUGAAAUACGCUUAAGUGCAUUUAACUCUCGCUUGCAUUGUAGCCAAAACUUCAUAGGAGUUUGGCUCUCUGUCUCUCGUAUCAAAAGGAAGCAAGGUUUAUAAUAGAGUUUCCACAACUCGAAUGAGUUCCAUACAAGUAUGGAAGCCAGCAGUCGGGCACUAAAGGGCUCCUUCAGGCAUUUCCAGGGGUCUGGCUUGCUUAUUUACUAGGCUUCUUUGUCUUUCUUUUAAAUAACAGGCCCCUGUGUCAUUUCACAAAUUACUUUUAAAAGCCCCCUCCCUUUCAAGAGUGCUUUGCCAUAAGGCAGAGGGUGUGCUGAAAGUGCAGCACAAACCCAAAGCUCUCCGUCUUGCAGAAUGAGUGGUGUUAAUUAUUUGGAUACCCAGCCUAGGUCCCUCCCCUUGGAUAAAGUGAAUUCACACAUUCAGACAUUCAGAAGUGGUGAGGCACUUCUAGGGGGGUCUUCACUGCCUCCUCUUACUUCCCAGCUUGCCUGACUGAAUCGAAGGGCCAAAGGAGGCAUGUUGUGGAGGGGAGUUUUGCAAGUGGAACGCCCAACAUCUAUUUUUUCAGAAAGCUGCCAUGGGGUAGAUUUUGAUGGGGGCUUGUGGAGGGGGAGGGUAUUUACCCAGAUAGAAGAGGGCUCUGUGUUUAAGACACUCCCCAUCAAAAAUAGAGGAUAAAUACUGGUUAUACCUGCAUUUACCCAAAAGGAAGACGACUUAGAAUUUAAGACAUUCCCCCAGUUUCUAACAUCAAAGAACCGGGGGGGGGGGCAUAGUAUUGGAUUCAGGUAGAUACAGUAACCCUUUGCCUGUACGUAGAUACUUGACUUCCCCUCUCACCAUCAUAGAACCUGCUAUCGGCUAUGGAGGGGAAAAUUUAUGUGUGCUCACAAUUGUUUCCCUUCACAGGUAAUAGUUAGUGAGUUAUAUUUGUAUACUGCCCCAUAUCUCUCUCUCUCUCUAGGCAGUGUACAUAAUAGCACCUGUAUUACCAUCAAAACCACCACCGGCCCUUUUAUAAGUAGUAAAAUAUUUAGGUUUUGUUUCAUAUGCACCACAUAUAAAAACGGGAGUCAUCACUAACAAAUAUCUCAUUAAAAAAAUAUUUAAAACCCACUUUGUGGCAGCUCCUCUCUACACUGCUCUAGUCAAGGUUUCUCAAUGUGUUGGUCCCCAGAUGUUAUUGGACUUCAACUCCCAUAAUCCCCAGCCCGGGUGGCCUUUGGUUGGGAAUUAUGGGAAUUGAAGUCCAAUUACAUCUGAGGACCCACAUGUUGAGAAUCCCUGCUCUAGGUAACAAAAGCAUAACAGGUAGAAAACUGGAAGAGGUUGAGUGUGACCUGUAGGGGUGUGUUACCCAAACAUCUCCAAAAUGCUAAAUCCAUUCUACAGCAGACCAAUACAAAAUAAAGGACAUGGAGGCCCCAGGAUAGUAUGUCGCUGCAGGGAACAGUAGUGAAGAGACCAGGAUGGAAAUUCCUUCGGCUUUAUUUUUAACUUGUGGCUCACUUAAGCAAAGCCUACUGACCUGGGUGAUUCUGCUGAAGAUUGAAUUCCACGCCUCUGGCAGGUGCUAGGAAAGCUUUGCUCAAAGUGUGUGUGUGUGUGUGUGUGUGUGUGUCCUGUACCACUCUCCCUUGUCACAAAUCCUGUACCACUCAGAAGCCACAGCCACGGAAACUGCUUCCAGAUGCAAAAAGGGCUGGGGGCAGACAAGCUGCAUGCCAAGACCCACUGCUCCUGCACUCUGGCAGCUUGGCACACGCUUUGUUAGCAAUCUUCCAGUCCACCCAUUCUAGAUAAGCUCCAAUGCUUGCCUCUUUUUUUUUUUUUUGCACUUCUUCCCAAGCGCAAUGAGCAUUUCACACGUGUUCUCUCCAUAAUCCUUAGAACACCCCUAUAAGGUAGGCCUGUUUUAUUAUCUCUCUGCUAUUGAAAGUGUGGUAGCCGAAACCACCCAGAGUGUGCUUAUAAGCUGUGGUGAUGUUUGAACCCAUGACUUCCAGAUCACAAGUUGUGUUCCUUAAUAUAUUACACUAAGUUUCAGGUAUUCAGAUUCUGACCAAGCAGCAGUCAUUGCCAUAUAUAGACUCUUCGUCAUCUCUUGCAUGAAAUAACACAGCAGAAUUUAAGGCUUGUUUCUUGAUUUUGGCAGUAAGUUUCCAUUUUAGCCUUGGAUGUUACUUCACCUAAUCUAGUCUGCAUCCAAUUGCUGUAUUCUUCACCUGCAAUAACAACACUGGACAAUAUCCCUUCCUCCAAAAGGUGGAGCAAAUAAGUAAUAGUUCUAAAACUUGGAAAGUCUUUCCUGAAGCAGCAGUGGAAAGAAAAGGAAAAUAGCAAGGGGCUUAUCACAGCUGUUUUAUUUAAAAAAAAAAAAAGAUUCUUGUGUCAGUUCACGAGGGACUUCGGAUGUCCAGCAUGAUCUUCUCAGGCUGAGUGCCUUAUGUCAGUGCGCAGGAGAAAGCUUGAAUGACAUCUGCUUCACUAAAGACAGAUCAUGACUCCUGUCUUGGCUCAAGAAAUUUUUCCUCUGUGUGUACGGAAAAGACACAGCAGACUUUCAAUGAGGCAACAAAAUAAAAGGAAAAGAACCCA